AUGACGGAAACUCAGAACCACCCUCAAGUGAAGAUCCCUUCGUUUAAAGAUAAGCUACUCAACGGUGGAAGUGCAACCUCUGAGGAAGAUGGAGAUAUUACCCUCGGUAAAGAUGAUGUUUCAUUUGAAGUAAACGAUGGCAUCCCAUCAAUUACUUUCUCGUCCCAAGUGCUGAGUGUUCUAGAUAAGAAGAUGGGUUUCUCCGUGGUUAUCAAACUACUUGGCCGUAAGAUUAGCUAUCGUCAGCUUCGCAUGCAGCUCCAGCUAAUCUGGCGACCUUUAAGACUGUUCCAGCUCAACGAUGUCGAUGAUGAAUGCUUCCUAGUUAAGUUCAGUAAUGAGGAAGAUUUUCAACGAAUUUUAACUACCGACCCUUGGGUUAUCUAUGGUCAUUACCUGACUGUUCAACCUUGGACUCCUUCCUUCAAGCCACAAGAACAUGUGAUCAAUCAUGUGAUUGGCUGGGUUCGUCUCCCUGGACUUCCUGCUAGAUAUUACCACAAGAGCAUCAUCCGUUCCAUUGGAGGUGUCUUCAGCAAUGUCCUAAAAGUUGAUUACAAUACUGAUUUUGGGGAUCGACGUAAGUUCGCUAGACUUGCUGUGUCCAUUGAUCUAACAAAGCCACUCAUCUCGAAGAUUAAAGUUGACGGAAAAAUCAUUUAUGUUGAAUAUGAGAGUCUCCCGAUGAUUUGUUUUCAAGGUGGAAGGUAUGGCCAUACAGAGGAACGUUGCCCAGAGAGAUUGGUCAUGCAAGAUGGAGCUGCUCAGUUGCAGCGGCAACCGGAGGUUGCUCCUCCACCACCCUUCGACGCGCGUGCGAAAUCCAAAUACGGCUCCUGGAUGAAGGUACCACCAAGGUACAAAAAGAGGUACGAAAGAAGUGGCCUGAAGAGAGGAGGUUUUUGCGUGAUGUGA
Molecule: messenger RNA, 915 nt
Organism: Prosopis cineraria
Lineage: Eukaryota; Viridiplantae; Streptophyta; Magnoliopsida; Fabales; Fabaceae
Exons: 1
Coding region: 1-915 (304 amino acids)
Source: RefSeq, a predicted model, not a curated record